UCACACAAAGCGCGUGCACGAGGGGCGGUGCGUGCCCGCGCUUGAUCUCUAAGCGAGAGAGUUAAUAGUUAAGCGCCGACUAGUCGAUUGUAUUUCACCUUAUUUAACAUCAUUUCAGUGGUUUAAGCGUUAAGUACCGGCCUCACGGCGUGCUCAGGGCGGUGAAGAGUUACAGAAUUGUUUCUUGUGUUGCAAAGGGGAAAGCCAAACAGAGGAACAUGAAUCCCUCGUGUAGCAGAUGUAACAAGGUUGUCUAUCCCACGGAAAAAGUAAACUGCCUAGACAAGUAUUGGCACAAAGGAUGUUUCAGCUGUGAGGUCUGUAAAAUGACUCUAAACAUGAAGAACUACAAAGGCUUCGACAAGAAACCCUACUGCAGCCAGCACUACCCCAAGACGGGCUUUACCAGUGUGGCUGAUACCCCAGAGAACAUCCGACUCAAGCAGCAGAGCAAGAUGCAAAGCCAGGUGCUCUAUAAAGAGGAAUUUGAGAAGAACAAAGGGAAAGGCUUCAGUGUGGUGACUGACACACCAGAGCUGCAGAGACUCAAGAAAACACAGGACCAGAUCAGCAACAUCAAGUAUCAUGAGGAUUUUGAAAAGACCCGAAUGGGAGGUGAAGCUCUGCCCCAUGAGAGCAAUGCUAAUAGAGCUUACCAGCCUACCAGCCCCACCAGCCCCACCAGCCCCACCAGCCCCACCAGCCCUCAGAACUACAACUACGAGCCCCAGCCUGCUCGCUCUGCUGCAGCUCAACCACCUCCUAGUGGCGGGAAGCGCUACAGAGCAGUCUACGACUACGUAGCUGCUGACGAGGACGAGGUUUCGUUUGCAGAUGGAGACAUGAUCCUGGAUGUGCAGCAGAUAGAUGAGGGAUGGAUGUUCGGGCGCGUGGAGCGCACGGGCCAGCAGGGCAUGCUCCCUGCCAAUUACGUGGAGGCUAUAUGAGCGAGCAAGGCUUAGAGGAGGUGAAGGAUGCAGGAGGGAGGGAUGUACAAUGGAACGACCCUGGUGCCAUUUAUGUUUUUUUUUUUUCUCCUUCCCUGUUAAUUUCACUAUUGGUUUAACAUGGUCUUAAUUAAAUGCGAGAGAAACUUGAUCAGG
Hemibagrus wyckioides is the source of this 1103-nucleotide messenger RNA. Its product is annotated as LIM and SH3 domain protein 1-like. The record is from RefSeq and is a predicted model, not a curated record. Gene Ontology annotation, cellular component: focal adhesion. NCBI's taxonomy places the organism in Eukaryota, Metazoa, Chordata, Actinopteri, Siluriformes, Bagridae. Gene Ontology annotation, molecular function: actin filament binding. The coding region runs from base 219 to 947 and encodes 242 amino acids. The transcript is spliced from 7 exons.